AUGCUGAAAGCCUUGACUGCCGCCUUGAGCGGUGACAAGAAGUCGAUCCCCACUUGGAACGGAAGUGUUGAGACUCUUCGACCAUGGUUGCGUCAGUUGAGUUAUUGGGAGUUGGACAACAAUGUUCCUAAGACACGUUGGGGAAUCAAGUUGUUGCAGAGUUUUACAGAUGGGAGUGCACCUCGGAAGAUCGCUGAGACAGUUGACCUUUCAGUUGUUCUGUCAGAACAAGGGUAUGGCACCAUUCUCACCGAGAUCAUGACCAAGUAUGGACCCUUUCUAGAAGCAAUUGGUCCGGCCGCCAUUGAUCAUUUUUUCUAUGGCUUUGAAAGGUCUCGACAGGAGAGCUUUAGCAACUACAUCGCUGCGAAGGAGGUUGCGCUGCAGGAGCUUGAGGCUCAGCUGGGUGAGAAGGUUCCGCCCCGAAUCGCUGGCAGAGUGCUUUUGAGGGGUGCCAAUCUGUCGGAGCAACAACGUGAGAACUUAGCCAUUAAGUACAAUGCAUUGUUGACCUUUGAUCAGAUUGCAAGAGCAUUGAGGCCGUUAGACAGGCCGGAGGCAUUGGUUGGCAAGGUAAGCAAAACAUUUUUGAUGGGUCGCUCAGAAGCAACAGAGCAGUCAGAAGCUUUUCAUGAAGGAGAGCAUGAGGACCUUGAGGAAGAAGAGGAGUUGUUGUUUGAGGAGGAUGAACCGGAAUCCGAUGGUGAAGGGAAUUUGACGUACUUGGUGUUUGAUCCAAGCAGAGAAUACACGGAGGAGGAGACACAGUACAUUUGGGCAUACAAUUCGGCCUAUCGAGAUGUUCGCAAGGACCUGCAAGCUCGUCGAAAAGGCCGACAGUUCUUCAAACCCAAGGACUCAGCCCAAAGGAACAAGAAAGGUGGAGGAAAGGGACGCUUUGGGAAGACAGAUGGACAUGAAGCAGUUGUUGACACAGCAGCUGAAGAGGCAGUGAUUGGUUCUUCAGCAAUGCAACGCCUGACGCAAGCAUUGGCACGACAUGGCCUACAACCACGACCAGCGUCUGGAGCAACGGUGACUUGUUCUGGGAUUGGUGGCUCAGCCAAAAUACUUGGCAUCUGGGACAUCCCCAUCGGAGUCUGCCGAUCCAACGGUUUGAUUCGAGCCACCGAGAUCGAGGACAGUGGAAGCUUUGAAACACCGUUUCUGCUGCCAGUGUCGUACCAAGAACUUGUGGGUGCAGUCAUUGACCUUGACCGCAGUACGUUCAAGCUGCGAAACGGUCGCAAGACCAUGAUGAAGCGGACGCCAUCCGGGCACCGCGCAAUAUCCAUCCUCGAGUUUGGAGGCAGAUGGGCCUUGCCUGAAGCCCUUCGAGCAGAACUCCACCUAGAUGGAGAAAAUCCUUUUGUCCUGCCGCUCGACAAGAAGUCCAGCAGAUUCCAACAGAAACCUGGAGUCGCUGUGAGUACGAUUGCGAUCACCAUGCAAUCUCGGAUCCUGGAAUGCAUCGUCAAAGAAGAGCAACAGGAAGCAAAGGUGAAGAAAGAAAGCAAGAAGCCGCUGUUGUCCACUCAGCAGCGGGUGAAUGCAUGGCAGCGCAUGGUUCGAAUGAUCUUGUGGAUGAUCGGCAAUGCCAACGUGGAGUAUGCGGCCAACUAUCUGAUGACACGACACAGCAUCUCCGAGCUUCAGCACGAGGCCGACGAGCGGGAGAAAGCACGCUUGGAACUGGAAAGGCAGAAGGCCCAGAAGGCCAGGAUGAUUCGGCGCGGCAUCGGCCAACCUUUGAGUCGAUCCGUCGCUUGCAAGACCUGGCAUGCCGAGCCAGCCGCAUGUGCCCACUCCGACGACAAGCUACGCCAGAGGGCAGGCCGUGGGCAUUUUUGGUGGACUUGCCUCGACUGUGGAAGUCGUUGGGAGCGCUUGGAAGCCCAGCAAGAUCGGCAGAUCAACGCACCGUCCAGCAGUUCCCAUGCCGACGAAGCAGCUGGAUCCACGGUGACGGUCAUCAACACCAGUUCGAAGGUGGCUUACCCCAAGAUCCUCCCCGCUCCAAGGUACCGUCCGGAUCUGAGCGACCUCAAGCUGAAGGAAGAGAAGAGUCCGGAGAAGAGCACAUGGCCUCGCCAUGUGACCGUCCGGGAGAUGAUGAUGAUCGCUGCCAACCAGCCGCCGGAGGAGCCUUCGCCCAUGAAGACUCCGGGACCAAUCCCGGCAGGAUCAGUAAAGGAAGAGCCCAGGACUCCUCGCCGCCGCCAGUCAAGUGGAGUGCGGCCCAUGCAGGAGCGAGCCCGCCAGAAGAGGAGCGAGCAUUCGCCACCACCGGAGCAGUUCGAGAUUUGCUCGAGCGAGGAGGACAACCCGUGGACCAAUGUAAGGAAGAAGACUAUGAGCUCCUUAGGCAAAGGAGUCGCAGCAGCUGUCACGAUCCCACUUUUGGUCUUCACAAGCAUCAUGUCAAGCACAGCCGACAGUAUCACCUUUUUGCAUCUUUUUGCAGAAUUUAGGAUAGUGCCGGCAGCCAGGAAAGCAGGUCUUCGAGCUUCCUUGUCAAUGGACCUGACCACAGGCUAUGACUUUACGAAGGCAGCCGACCGGAGGAGGGCAUGGAAAGAUAUCCUAGAGAAAAAGCCAGCAGUGAUUUUGAUUUGUCCACCUUGUCGCACCUUUUCACCACUCCGUUUCCUGUCUUCCUAUAAGAGGCAACUGCGCAAGGUGCAAGAAGAGGAACAGGAGGGUGAUGAUUUGCUUUCGUUUGGUCUUGAUGUGGCCGAACACCAGAUCAAGCACGGUCGAGGUUUUGUGUUUGAACACCCUUGGUUGUCAAGAGCCUGGAAACGACCUCGAACUCAAUACGUGCUAGAACACCCAGAUGUUUUCUGCAUCCAGUGCGACAUGUGUCAAUUUGGCCUGAAGAUUGCAAAAGGGCCAAUGAAGGACCAGCUGGCUCAGAAAAGCUCAGGCAUUAUGUCAAAUGUUCCAGAAGUUCUUGAUUUUGUGAAUCAUCGUUGUCAGAAGGAUCACAAGCAUGGCAAACUCAUUGGAGGGGUUGCUCAAUAUGCCCAAGAAUACACUCCAGCUUUCGUGCAAGCCAUUGUAUGUGGCAUCAAAGAAGCUUUGGGGUUCAAGGUUUCUAGCUCGGACAGAAGUGUUCCCAAAGCAGACAACAACCUUCGUGGACGAAAGACCGGAAAGGCAAUUGGAGCAAUCCUACACCAGUAUGCUGUGCAGGUUCGGGAGUUGGAACAGCUCGUACCGGACGAAGAGACGCCUGCGGGUCGGACCGAGUGCCUAACACCGGGGUCUGGUGGCUCACACCCCGGGACCGGCCACCCGCCAUUGUCGUCCAGUUCACCGUCCGCGUUAACGAGCUCUUUGACCAUGCCGAGCGGUACUUCCCUGAGUCCAUCCAGGUCUAAAAGUACCACCUCCAUGAUGAAGAUGAAACAAGCCUUCCAGAAGAAGGAAGUUCGGGCAUGGCCUUUAGCCAGCGAGCAAGGCCGCGACCUUGAAGAAGCCCUUGAUGAUGAAAUUGAAGCCCAUGGAGCAGAAGCAGCACAACCGAGGAGGGCACGACCACCAAGCCAACCGGUCGAGCCUGAAGAAGUUUCAGCUGAGGAGGCAGUGAGAGCCCAACUUCGAAGUGUGACGGAAGAGCCCAAAGUUCGACACGCUUUGAGAAAAGUUGAAGACUUUCGCAAGGUGUCGGAGGGCGAGUUCUCAUUGUCGCCGUCCGUUAGACGAGAGAUCCACAAGAUUCACCGCAACCUGGGACACCCAGGAAAUGACCUCUUUCUCCGAGCCCUUCGUCAUUCCGGAGUGAAACCAAGCAUUCUGGAUUGGGUUCGCAACCACUUCUCAUGUCCAGCGUGCAAAACCCUGGACAAGCCAAAUCCACAACGACCAGGUCAUUUGUUGCGGGCUCUUGAGUUUGGACAAGUUGUGGGAGUCGACCUCUUUUUCAUAGAAGUCGAGGGAGAGCUCCUGACCUUUUUGAACAUGUUGGACUGGGGCACAAACUUCCAACAAGUGGCCCUAUGCCAGAAUCGGACCUCAGAAGAGGUUCAAAAAGUUUUCCUUUCAGAGUGGACCAAGCACUACGGUCCGCCCUUGCUUCUUGUGUCAGAUCGAGGACCAGAGUUCACAGGCCAGCGGUUUCAGGAAAUGAUUUCAGGUUUGGGCACCACCAUCCACUAUACCAACAGUCAAUCUCCGUGGCAAAACAGUCGCACGGAAAAAGCAGGAGGGGUGUUCAAAGAGAAGUUCAAGGCUGUAAUGCAUGCAGCCUCAGCUACCAAAGAUGAAGUCCCAAUGGUGAUUGCUGAAGUUGUGAAUAGCAGGAACCGGUUCAUGGAUCGGUGGGGGUUCUCGCCGAUGCAACGUGUUUUCGGCAAGUCACUCCGGCUUCCAGCAAGCCUCUUGUCGACAGAUGCCCUCGACCAUGAACUCAUGGAACUUGCUGCAAGUGACCCCAUCAGAAGACAAUGGCAAAUCAGGGAGCUUUCCUCGCAGGAGUGGCUUCGACGACAAGAUCGUGCAGCUGUUCAGAGGAGCGUCCACGCAAGGACCCGCCAAACGGACAAGAAACAGUUCAUGCCUGGCGAAUGGGUGUACGUGUUCAGAAACACCCCAACCUUUCGAGGAUGGGCAGGCCCAGGGGUUCUUUUAGCAGAGAGUCCAAGUGGCACAGGCUGGUGGAUUUCCAUGCGUGGCAGACUUUGGCAGGUUUCCACUGAACAGAUUCGUAUGGCCACACCAGAGGAGAACCUUGGAGCAGAACUUGUUGCAGAACUGUCCCAAGAUCUUCUUCAGAAGCUUCAGUCACCGGGGCAGAUUGCCUACCAAGACAUCACCAGAGAGGACAUUCCGAAUGAAGCAGACUUCCAGGAAGAAGAACUCUUGCGUCUCCUUCGCAUUGAGGAGGCACCUCAGGCAGACCCUUCAGAGCACCACCAUGCGACUGAGGACGUCGAUGCUGAGAUGACAGAGACUACACAUGUGGAGGAAGCUCCAUCGAGUCACUCCACUUACUUGGAGAUCAAGGACUUUGACCGGGAUGAGGACCUUCAACAGCUGGGCGUUCGAGGAAGCUUCAUCGGCGCCACCUGGCGCUAUGAUCGUGAGCAGAGAAAAAGGGUCGUUUUGCCUGACCCUUCUUCCACAGCCACUUUUUGGUCACAUCGGGGUGAAGCGAGCUUUGACUACCGUGAUCAAUGCAUGUCCGUCUCCAAAGCAAAAUCAUCCUUUGGUCAGGUGGAAUUUGCCAAAUUAAAUGAUGAGCAGAAGGUGCUUUUUCGGGCCUCUCGAAAGAAAGAACUGGACAGCCUUCUCAAAAACAAAGCCAUCCGGAUUUUGAGCAUCGAAGAAAGCCUUCAGUUUGCCAAAGAUCAUCCGGAGCAGAUCAUUGAGUCGAAGUUCGUUGACAGAUUCAAGCCAAAGCCGGUUGAGUUGUCCACACUUGAAGCUUACAAGCGUCGGGCCAUCCAAGAAGGACACCUGGAAGCCAUCGAGCUUGAAAGCGAUCAACAGAAUCCCAAAAGCCGUUUGUGUGCUGUGGGAUGGCAUGACCCACAGAUACACGAGGUCAAGGAUGUGAAGACAGCGUUCUUGCAGUCUCUUCCAACCGCCAGGAGUCGCUUGCUUGCAUGUCGGCAGCCAAGAGAUGAGACUUUGCCCGGUCUGGACUCUCGCCAGCUGAUCUUGCUCCUGACGGAGAUUUAUGGGCUAGUCUCUGGCCCUUCAUGGUGGAGGAGGACUUUGUUGAAAAUAGCCACCGAAGAACUUGGCUACCAUGUCAGUGUGUAUGACAAGUGUGUCCUUACACUGCCAGCGCAAGAUGCAUCACCAGAGGCCUUGACAGAAGGCUACAUGGUCAUUGAGGUUGAUGACAUUAUAGAGGCUGGUGGGAAACGACAUGAAGCUCUCAUGAAGAGAAUGGAAGAACGGUUGAACUUCGGCAAAAUCGAUGAGUUGUAUGGCACUUCCGGCACAAGCUACGCCGGAAGACACCUCAAACAGCUUCCAGACUACAGCUUUGAAAGUCACAUGGAAGAGUUCCUGUACACUAGAUUGGAACCAGUGAAGCUGAACCGGCGCAUCCUCAAGAAAGACGCCGCGCAAGUUGACCUCUCAGAACAUGAGAAGACACAACUGAGGGGACUUCUGGCAUCGCUCAACUGGGUGUCGAGAGAAGCUCGGCCAGAUGCUGCCGCUGGGGCUUCCGUCCUGGCAUCGACGUUCCCGAGUCCAAAGGUUUCUCACCUCGUGGAGGCCAACGAAAUUGUGAGGCAUUUGAAAACAUGCCCGGUGACGCUUCGCAUUUAUGCCAUAGAAGAGUCAAAGCUUCGACACUUUCUGGUGGCAGACUCGGCGUUCGACACGUCGGGGCAAGAGAAGUCUCAGUUUGGGUUCUUGCUUGGGUUCACAACGCCCGACUUCAACCAAGGCCGCAGUGCACCGAUGAGCUUGAUGCAAUGGAGGUCCCGACGCCUCCGUCGCAAAGCAGCCUCUUCCUUGCUGUGUGAGGCCAUCAGCAUGUCAGCUGCGACGGCCGCCAUGGAGCGCUUGGUGGCGUUCUUUGAGUCCAUCAGGUACUCUGGAUUCAACCCAAGGUCAAAGCAACGAAGUGAAGACGAACUGCUCGCGACCUUUGGCAAGACAAAGGUCAUAGCUGCGGAGGUUGAAGCUUUCAAAGACCCUCAUGGAGUCGCCUUGAUGGAUGCAAAAGCUCUGUACGACUCACUGAAUAGUGACCAGUCGCAGGGUGGCACAGAUGACCGGGCGACUUUAGAGAUUGCCAUCAUCAAAGAAUCAUUGGCAGUGACGCAGACGCGUCCUAGAUGGAUUCCUCACAACUUCAAUCCAGCAGAUGCACUGACAAAAGUGCAAGGGUGUCAUGCCGAACCUCUCAUGCGCUUGCUGCGAACCGGUCACAUGACCCUCGAGGAAGAGUCAGAUGUUCUAGAACGUGGAAAACAGUCACAGCAUCGCAUGAAGGAAACGGAAGCGAUGCAAAUUGCCUCGCGCAUCAAUGAGGCAUUGGCUUUAAAACGCUCCCCAGAGCCCACCUACACAGCGCCAGUUGAUACGGCCUGGUACGACGAGCUGGGUGUGUCGCCCAACGCCAGCACCGAGGAGAUCCGCCUGCGGUACCUGGAGAUUGCCGAGAACGUCGAGGAGGAUUUGGCCUACCUCCUGGAAGCAGGUCGCUUUGCUGCAAGAGCGUGA
Durusdinium trenchii is the source of this 7191-nucleotide messenger RNA. The record is from the annotation of a GenBank genome assembly. NCBI's taxonomy places the organism in Eukaryota, Dinophyceae, Suessiales, Symbiodiniaceae.